AUGGUUAACACUGCAUAUCCUACUCCUUUGAAGACUAUUUUAAAGACAACCCCUGCUUUCGUUGUCUAUUUUGUUUUCGGUUUGGGUUUCUCUACUGUUAUCUACGAUGUUGUUUAUCAUCCCAAAGAUCGUAUUGAGAGAUUCUACUUCAGAUCUAGCAAGUUUGAAAGAUUAUCAAGAAAGAGAGAUGAAAAGUUAAGACAUUACUUCAAGCCUGCUAUUGAGUGGUAACCUUGGUACAAUACUUCUACCAACAACAACACUAGACCUCUUCUCAGAUAUUGA
Tetrahymena thermophila SB210 is the source of this 285-nucleotide messenger RNA. RefSeq names its product transmembrane protein, putative. The transcript has a single exon. NCBI's taxonomy places the organism in Eukaryota, Ciliophora, Oligohymenophorea, Hymenostomatida, Tetrahymenidae. The record is from RefSeq and is a predicted model, not a curated record.